Cokeromyces recurvatus is the source of this 1167-nucleotide messenger RNA. RefSeq names its product mitochondrial K+-H+ exchange-related-domain-containing protein. Bases 279 to 1091 code for a protein of 270 amino acids. Gene Ontology annotation, biological process: proton transmembrane transport; potassium ion transport. The transcript is spliced from 2 exons. Lineage: Eukaryota; Fungi; Mucoromycota; Mucoromycetes; Mucorales; Mucoraceae. The record is from RefSeq and is a predicted model, not a curated record. Gene Ontology annotation, cellular component: mitochondrial inner membrane.
AGAAAAAAAAAAAAAAAAAAACAUCGUCUGAAUUUGAAGAGUAAAAACUGUAAAUGAACAAUAUACGAGUCCUGUACUAUGUAAUCAAUAAGAAGAAUUUAGUGUGAAUUUAUUAUUGGACAUGAUAAUAAUAACAAUCAAAUUUUUGACUAAAAAAUAGUGAUUAUGAUUAUUUUUAUUAAACGUCAUUUUAUUACGUAUUUUCAUUUUGUUACCCUUUUUUUAUUUUUAUUUUAUUUUUAUUUUAUUUCUUAUUUUUAUUUCUUAUUUGUAUACAAAUGAGGCUUUACGUUAUUCCAGUUUUAAAGAAUCGUUGGGUCUAUUAUUGUCAUUCCACUACUUCUUCAACAUCACGAUUAACACAAGCAGUGGAUUGGGCGAGUCGUAAGUGGGAAGCACUCAAUAAUGCUGAUCACGACAGUUGGAAAAAAAAGUUGUAUGUACGUGGUACGAGUCUCAUAAAUCAACUAGAAUAUCAAGAGUGGUUCUUUAAAAGUAUACCUUCUAAAGAAGAUAUUGAGAAACCAUUAAAUAAAGUGUGCGUACAAUAUCCGUCAUGUCUACUUGAGGAAAUAAAAGUAAAGCAGGAAUUGGAAGAGUUGGUGAAAACAAGGAUACCUUAUCAUAAAAAGUAUAUGUGGUAUUCAGCUUAUUGGGUACCCAUUGCUUGUACAUUUGUUGUUGUGCCGCUUAUUCCUAAUAUACCUCUAGCCUAUAACCUAUUUAGACUUUAUAGUCAUUAUAAAGCAUUAAAAGGUGCGGAACAUUUGCAAUCGCUCAUAGAUUAUGGUAGUUUAGAUUACACUGUGGAUCCACGAAUGGAGGCUAUUUUAGGAUCAACCUUAAAAACAGAAUCGAAUCUCGAUUUUCCAAUCGAUGUUCAAAACGCUUUCAAGACAUCACCUAAUAAGCCCGACUUGAUCACUUUAGAACAAGAGAUUGAUGGAGUUUUAAGUCCCAAGCAAAUUAAAGAAUUAGUGCAGGUGCUUGAAAUGCCUGGGUUAGAAGUGGAACUAAGUAGAGCAAGAAUGCAAAUAUUAAAGUCAAUAGCAACAAAACGAUUUGCUACUCAAAACAAUAAAAUAGAAUAAUUAUAUCCAUCGCAAUAUUUAUUUAUCGAAUUUAAAUUGUAUAGAUUUAUAAAAAGAAAAAGAAAUAAAAAAAAAA